Homalodisca vitripennis (glassy-winged sharpshooter) is the source of this 7101-nucleotide messenger RNA. It is a transcript of the gene Stim, whose product is annotated as stromal interaction molecule homolog. Gene Ontology annotation, cellular component: endoplasmic reticulum; plasma membrane. NCBI's taxonomy places the organism in Eukaryota, Metazoa, Arthropoda, Insecta, Hemiptera, Cicadellidae. The transcript is spliced from 14 exons. Gene Ontology annotation, biological process: activation of store-operated calcium channel activity; intracellular calcium ion homeostasis; store-operated calcium entry. The coding region runs from base 293 to 2398 and encodes 701 amino acids. The record is from RefSeq and is a predicted model, not a curated record. Gene Ontology annotation, molecular function: calcium ion binding; calcium channel regulator activity; protein binding.
AAUUGUAAAGUAAUGGGCUGUUAUCCAAUGCAAUUGCAACCUUGAAUUUUGGAAUUUAGAAAACCUUGUGUUAAUUUACUUAAAUAACACGUAUUCAUCAAAAAAAUAAUAGUUUAGAAUUGGAUGGACUUUAAAUUUUUGUAAAAUUCUUUAGAGAUAAUGCUUAAUUAUCAUGAUCUAGGAGCGACCAUUUGUAGUUGUGGUAGUCCCAAGUAGGUAGUCGGUUGUGCCUUUAUUACAGUGUAACAAAUUUAAUCUGAUUUAAUUGUUUGUGGGCACUGUGGUUAUUAAAAUGUUAAUUUCACGGACUGCAGUGUUUUUAGUUUUUAUCGUAAUAAAUGCCUGUGGACAACAAAGUGAUGUGAAAGAACCUCAGUCUGGUGAUUCUUCAGUGAAGAAGGAGCAGCCUAACUUGGAUAAAUCAAGUGUUAAAAUUGGUAGUUCUGGAUUUAGUGAAUUCAAAGCCUAUGUUCUAGGUAGCGGAGAGUCACAGUGCAAUGAUGAUCUGGCCUGUUUGACAAUGGCAUCAAUGGAUCGUCAUGGUCUGGAGGCUAUCCGCUCCCUGCAUCGGCAGCUGGAUGAUGAUGCCAAUGGAGCUGUCGACUUGUCAGAAUCCGAUGAAUUCCUCCGAGAAGAACUUCAAUAUGAAAAUGGAGCAGAAAAGAGACAGCGAGCUUUUCAUAGAAAUGAUGAUAUGCACAUAUCUGUCAAGGAACUAUGGGAGGCUUGGGUCCGAUCUGAAGUACACAACUGGACAGUGGAACAGACAACGGAAUGGCUUGCCUCUUCUGUAGAACUACCACAGUAUGUGCCUAUCUUCAUUAUGCAUAGAGUCACAGGUGCUACGCUGCCCAGAUUGGCUGUAAGCAACAUGCAGUACCUCAGCAAUGUCCUGGGCAUCAAGGACCCGAUACACAAACAAAAGAUUGCCCUCAAGGCUAUGGAUGUUGUCCUCUUUGGGCCACCUAAGGAUUAUACCAACUACCUGAAGGACCUGAUCCUAGUAACACUGCUGUUGGGAGCUCUGAUUGGGUGCUGGUACGCCUACAGACAGAACAAGAAUUCAAGACGUCACCUCAGGAGGAUGAUGAAAGACAUGGAGAGUUUACAUAAAGCUGAACUAGCCCUUGAAAAUCUACAGAAAGAGCUUGAGAGUGCUAAACAAGAGAAGGAAUGUGCAACAACAGAAAAGCAGGAUUUGGAGAGGAGACUACAAGAACAGAGAGAGGAUGCAGGAGAAUUAAGAACCUCAUACUCAGAUCUGGAAGUGUCACAGCUUAAAGCCGAGAUUGAGAUGCUGCGCAAUGAGCUUCAGAGGGCGGAAGGGGAACUGAAAGAUUGCUGCUGGGCACCACCCCCAGGCCUGCAACAGUGGCUGCAGCUCACACAUGAGAUAGAGAACAAGGCUUACAUCAAGAAGAAAAUAAAUGCUGAGAAGCAAUUGCAGCAGGCACGGGAAGCCUGUGAGAAGCUACGGAAGAAGCGCUCAAGUCUAAUUGGAGCCUUCGCUUCCACACACGGAAAGUCUAUCGAUGAUGUUGACCGCAGUAUCGUUGAGGCCAGGACUUCACUGAAUGAGGUGACACAGGAACUGGCAGAACGAUGUCACAGGUGGAAGCAGAUUGAGUUGUUGUUAGGCUUCAACAUCAUCAACAACAGUGGACUGGCAGUACUGGAAAGCUUAUUGUAUCGCAAUCAGGCCAAUGGGCGUGGCGCAGGGCUCAGAAGUCGAAUGAGCAGCAGUCAAGAUGACUUAGAUGAUGAUACAAGCUCGUAUUCACCAACGGCAGUCAGGGACUGGCUUGUCAAGAGCGACAUGGCUGUUGCAGACCGUGGUGGAGUUGAGUCUCAAGGUUGGAAGGAAAGCGAGUCGGAGAGCGAGAAACAAGAAGACGACGAAAUACUGACCUCUCGCUCUGCCGCCAAUGUUCAAUUCACCAUUGGAAGUGAAUUGGAGGAGGUUGUGCCACCAAAAUUACCUCAGUAUGCACGUUCUGACUCGGGCAGGUCCAGUGCUCGAAUACCUCGGUGGCAAAGUCAAGACAUUGAACCUCUAGGCGCAGACCGUGAGGCAACAACAGUUGGACCGAAAAUGUCAGCCUCAGAAACAAACCUGGAAGCGCAAGCCAUCGCACCUCCCCGAAUGAGGCGAACCGCACGACGCAUGGAUCGAGAUCCUUCUGUAACACAAUCGAUCGAUGAUGACCCUGCUUAUUCUACAGACUCCAAUUCUACUGCUGCUGAAGACUCGGACAAACUGAAGUCCAAGAAACACAAGAUUUCGUUCCCAAAGUUCUCCCGCAAGUCCCGACAGACUCCCCCGCCUUCGCUGCAGCCUCUUCCAAAAACCACUUAUGGUUGCAGCAAUUAUCUAUGUCAGGAGCUAUUGGAAAUGUGAUUAUUUCAAGACAUACUUAAUGCUUGCUUCUGGCUAAGACAUUGUAAAAUUUAUUAUUUAAGUUUGUGUGUUGUAUUAAAAUAAAUAUAUGACUGUAUGUAAAAAUGCAUAACUGUCCGUGAAUCUAAUUUUAGGAAAAUAAUAAUUUUAUACUAAAUACCUUUUUAUAUUCAGGAUUGAAGUAAGAAAUAGUUAUUAAUCAUGUUGUGUCAAUUUGCUCAAUUGUUUGAUUUGAAAAGAGCAGGCGACAAGUUAUCUUGUUGCUCAUCAUUGCCCGUUUAUAUCUCAUUCUUUCACAUUAUAUAAUGUUUUGUUUAGUAUCUAGACUAUGUGGGCAUUUUGUGCUUCUAUUGAGUUGAUGGUGUGAUCAUCAGUUGAUGUGUUUGUUCCUAAGGCAGGAUAUUGAAAACCUCGGUGGCCAUUGGUUUGCUGUAAUGUAAAAUAAAAGAAAUUGUUUAAACAUUUGUUAAAAGGUUAGUUGGGAAAAUAAUUAGCUUUAAAAUGGUUUUAUUUACAUAUUAACCAUUGAUAAAACUAUUUGUAUGCACGUUCAGACUAAGAAUAGUUAUCAAGAAUUUGAUUGUUAUUAAUCACAAGGCAAAUAAAAUAUAAACUAUCAAAAAUCGAAUAAGUCAGUAAUAAUCUAAAAUUAGGGUAAAAUCUCAUUGCAUAUAAUCUUUGGAAUUGAGAAGAGAAUGAUGUUAUGAGAAAAGUUAAAUUUUGUUGCCCCUAAGUUAACUGGUAACUACUCCAGUUAAAUGUGAAGGAAACAGGAUUUUUCCGGACAUUUGCCAUCGUCAAAAAUAACCUUCAAACAAAGAAUUGAUUCCAGUUAAAUGUUAACUAAUUCAAAAGUACCAGACCUCCUGGGUGGAUGGCUGAUCAAUCAAUCAAUAUCAAUAUUUCUUUAUUACAUGAACAUUAAGUACAGUAAUAUAGUCAAACAUAGUAUAAUGUAAUAGGAAAAGUCACUUAGGUGUUUGUUGCAUCCAGGAACUCCUCCAGGGUGUAGAGUGGAGUCUUGACAAGGAAUUCUUGAAGUGCUUUCUUCAGUGCGUUUCCAGUUAGCAAUUGGAAGUCUUCUGGCAGUUGAUUUCUGAGUUUUCGUCCUAUGUAGGACGGUUUUCUUUCAAAGAGGGCUAUUCGAUGGCGGGGUAGAACAUAUCUGGAGGCAUGUCGUGUGUUGUAGUCAUGGAAAUUGUUGUAAGUGUCAAAAUUGAGUCUGUCGACAUGUAGAAUUGUUUCGUAUACAUACAAGGCUGGUACAGUUAGAAUGCCUAAAUUUGGAUAUGCUUCCCUGCAGCUUUGUCGAGAUUCAAGAUUGGCGAGGGAUCUAAUUGCCUUUUUUUGAAGGGUGAGUAUCCUUUUCAGGUUUUCAGUAGAGCUGCCCCAGAUGAUAAGACCAUAUCUAAUGUGGGACUCUACCAGUGCGUAAUAAGCAGCUUUGACGGAUCCCUGAGUACCCACUGAUUUGAGUCGCCUCAUAACGUAUAUGCCUGCGCAUAUUUUAUUGGAAAUGGUGCUCACAUGAUGACUCCAUGAAAGUGUACUAUCGAUAGUCAGGCCCAGAAAUUGUGUUUUAUCAACUACUGAUAUGUCUGGAAUAUUUGUUGGUAUUUCCUUUUUCCUACUGAAAUGCACUUGCGUUGUUUUAUUAGGAUUUAUUGCCAGAUCAUUCAGUGCACUGUAUUUGAUGGCUUGUUGGAGAGAAGUCAAGGAGUUAAGGGAUAAUUCAUCUGCUGUGUCAUUUUUUAUAAGAAGGGUAGUGUCGGCUGCAUACAUUAUGCAGUCAGUACUGGAGCUGGCGAUGAAAGUAGGGAAGUCAUUAGUUAGAAGAAUAAAAAGAACUGGGCCAAGUACCGAUCCUUGAGGCACACCUCGUGCCAGUGGUUUUGGAGUUGAUGUGUACGAUCUGGUGAUGCAAGAUUCAGUAUGCUGUACCUCCACAAGUUGUGACCUUCCUCGGAGGUAGCUGGAGAACCAUUUGUUCUCUAUGCCUCUUACUCCCAGAUUUUCCAGCUUUUUUAAGAUUAGGUCAUGUCCCAGACAGUCAAAAACCUUGCUGUAGUCAAGAAAUUGGGCUGUUACGUACUUUUCGUCAUCUAUGCUGUCAAUGAUUGAUUCUACUAGGCUAAUAAUUGCUGAUAUGGUUGAUUUUCCUUUUUGUAAUCCAUGUUGGUUGACUGUGAUUAGGUCAUGUUGUUUAAGGUAGGCCAUCAAUCGCUUCAGAACAAGUUUCUCUAUGAUUUUUGCAAAUGUAGAUAUUAGCGAGAUGGGUCUAUAGUUCUGAGGGUCUGAUUUCUUCCCUUUCUUGUGUUUUGCAUAGACCUUUGACACUUUAAGCCUUGAUAAUUGUGUGACCAAUCCGGUUAUGAGAAUAGAGAAGGGAUCCUUCUGAGACCGUCACCUGGCAUUUGCUGUGCUCCGCUCAGUAAGUGCGUCACAAGCAGAAGUGGUUGCAUUACAUUUCACUAUGACUGAAUUCUUAAACAAAGGUUAGCAUGAAGUUUUGCCAGAAUUUGAACAUUCUGCUUUAGAGAUGCUGUAAUCUCUAUGAUAGAUGAAGCCUUGGGUGAGGCCAAUUUAUGGGUAGAUACUCAAAUAAGAAAAUGGUGUAGGUGAUUCGAAGAUGGCUGCAUUUGAGUUGAGAGUGACCUGUAACCUGCCAAGCCUGUAAAGGCCAGAAGUCUUUCAAACUUUGAAUGUAUUUUUGCUUGCAUAGUCAACGAAAAUUGUCAUUUAACUAUGGGGAAUUGUAAAAAGAUCGUAGCAUCUCAAAAUCUGCAGUUUGCGAAAUUUAACAUGAAGAUUUGAAAAUGAACUGUUUCUGGAUAUUUGACAGUUUUGCAGGCUGGCCACAUCAUGGGUUAUCCUCCACUCAAAUAUGGCCAUCUUCUCUAAACACUAUUUUAUCUAAGUAUCUCCCAUAGACUCGACGUCACAAGAUUUGUAAAUCACAGAGAUGAUCUCUGAAGCAGAUUGGCCAAGUUUCUCCAACCUCUUUGCUCAAGACUUCAGUCAAAAUGAAAUGCGAUGAACGUACAUAUAAUAAAAAUAAAUAUGUAAAUUAAUAAUAGGUAAAUUCAAUUCAAUAGUCUUUGUAGACCAUAAUUGUGUUUUACAACAAAGAAAACGUUUAUUGCUAAUCUUGUAAAGGGCAAACUAACUUACUCCUGUUCCAUGAGACCCCUUAUAUGAUAGCAAAUCUUGACAUUUUAUAAAUAAGAGCAGCAAGGCUUUGCUAAUUAUUACUCACUUUACUUUGCAGUAACAACACACCCUUGUGGUGUAAAACAUAGCAUCAUUGUUUUAUCUGGUAUAAUAUCUUCAAGCUUUAUGCUAAAUAAUUUACAGUACAAGUAUGUAUGUAUUUAAUAAUUUUCUUCUUGUUCUGAACUAAUUGAACUCAAAACUUAAGUAGUAAGCAUAAGUUACUGUGUAUUCUUUCUUCCAAGAAUGCAAUAUUUAAUUUUUAUUUUUCAGAUUUUAAUGUAAACUGCAUGCCUUAUAAACACUCUGUUAUGGGUCAUAUAACAGAAUAUUUGGAAUAUUAAUAAUUGUUCAAAAUGUUUCAAAAUGCUUACCUGUAUAUUUUGAUAACCUGUCUGAAAACAAUGCGGUAAGUACUCAGUGUUUUGAUCAAUCCAUUAGAUCAGAUGUUAGUAGUUCAAAACCAUUGACAUUUGAAAGAGAAGAGGAAAAUUCUUUAAUAAUAUAAAUCAUAUUGUAUUGCUUUGUUUAAUUAAUUAUUAUUUGUUUUCUGUGAUUGAUUUAUUAUUGUUUUAAACUUGUAUGACUGAAAUUUUGUAUGAAUUACAAUACUUUAUAAAUUUAUAUAUGUAGCGUAAUUAGUGAAUAAUAUUCUAAUAUAAAGAUACAAAAUUCAAAUUUACCCAAUUACUGCCAGCUUUAUUAAAGUAAAGGAGGACUUUUAUGGCUAUGAAAUAAAAUGAAUCUAUCAAAUCUUUGUUCUUAGUUAAAUUAUUAAGAUUUGUUUGUAAUAAAUUUAUUUUUCACCAUAGUAACUCAAAAUCUUAGCAUUAUAUUAUAUACUUUCCUGUUGUUAAAUUCCAGAUUAAAUUUGAUCAUUUGUAUUUGCAAUGUACCAUUUAUCAAAAUGCAAUUUAUAUCAUUGCCAUACUUAGCCAGUUGCAAACCCAUUUAUCUAUUUAUUUAUUGUUAAUUUUAAAUAUUUUUAUAAAGUUCUAAUUUUUAUGUGAAUGAACUAUUCCUUAAUAUUUUGUUUUGAGUGUUUCAUUACAAGCAAUAUUAAUGUUUGGAUAAUGAAUUGUUUUUAGUUAAGGACAACCAAAAAACAAUUGAAUUAAUAAUCAAUUUAAAAAAAUGUUACAUAUUUACAAUAUUUUAGCUUUCCUGGGUUUUUAUUGUUUUUCAAAAAAUAUAUAUUUUGUAUACAAAAACAUGUACAUAAUAGCUUGUCAUUUUUGCAAAAUAUUGUGUUAAGACACUUUAGUUCUUAGGUUCCUGUGAUGACGCUAGUUUAUUUUCACUGUGUAUAUUUUAUUAAAGUGUGUUAUAUUAUAAGUAAAUUAGUGUAAUUAUAGCUACUUAAUUAUUUAUUAAUUAGGGCUUAAUUUAUCCAAAAUAUGAUAACUACCUGUUACUUAUUACCUAUAAAAAUUUACCUUAAGGUUAUUUGCUGAUGAGCUGGUUCCAGAGUUAUAAUAAACUUGUUUCUUUGA